AGCGAGCAGCGACGCGCGGGGUGCACGGAGAUGGCAGCGUCCAGCAACUCCAGCCUGUCCGGCUCUUCGGUGUCCUCCGAUGCUGAAGAAUACCAACCUCCAAUAUGGAAAUCAUACUUGUAUCAGUUACAGCAAGAGGCACCUCGUCCCAAGAGGAUCAUUUGUACUCGGGAGGUGGAAAACAGACCAAAAUAUUAUGGAAGAGAGUUUCACGGGAUCAUCUCCCGGGAGCAGGCUGAUGAGCUCCUCGGGGGUGUGGAGGGGGCCUACAUCCUUAGAGAAAGCCAGCGGCAGCCAGGAUGCUACACGUUGGCUCUAAGGUUUGGAAACCAGACCUUAAACUACAGGCUCUUCCACGAUGGGAAACACUUUGUGGGCGAGAAGAGGUUUGAGUCGAUUCAUGAUCUGGUGACAGAUGGCUUGAUAACUCUGUACAUAGAAACAAAAGCUUCUGAAUACAUUUCCAAAAUGACAACUAACCCCAUCUAUGAGCACAUUGGAUAUGCCACUCUGCUCAGAGAAAAGGUAUCCAGAAGACUAAGCAGGUCUAAACAUGAAUCGAGAAAAGCAAGCGUCACAAGCGAAGAGCACACGGCAGUGGAAAAGAUCUCCUCCCUGGUUCGAAGGGCCGCGCUCACACACGACAACCACUUCAACUAUGAGAAGACACACAACUUCAAGGUCCACACAUUCCGAGGCCCACACUGGUGUGAAUACUGUGCCAACUUCAUGUGGGGGCUCAUCGCCCAGGGGGUCCGGUGCUCAGACUGUGGAUUGAACGUACACAAGCAGUGUUCCAAGCACGUUCCCAAUGACUGCCAACCUGAUCUCAAGAGGAUCAAGAAAGUGUACUGCUGUGACCUCACAACACUGGUGAAGGCUCACAACACUCAAAGGCCCAUGGUGGUGGACAUAUGCAUUCGGGAAAUUGAAGCAAGAGGAUUAAAGUCAGAGGGCCUUUACAGAGUCUCCGGAUUCACUGAACACAUUGAAGACGUCAAAAUGGCAUUUGACCGAGAUGGUGAAAAGGCAGAUAUAUCUGCCAACAUCUACCCAGACAUCAACAUCAUCACUGGAGCCCUUAAACUGUAUUUCAGAGACUUACCCAUCCCUGUCAUCACAUAUGAUACCUAUUCCAAAUUUAUAGAAGCAGCAAAAAUCUCCAGCGCGGACGAGAGGCUGGAAGCGGUCCAUGAGGUGCUGCUGCUGCUGCCGCCCGCGCACUACGAGACCCUGCGCUACCUGAUGAUCCACCUCAAAAAGGUAACUAUGAAUGAAAAGGACAAUUUCAUGAAUGCAGAAAAUCUGGGGAUUGUGUUUGGACCCACUCUGAUGAGGCCCCCCGAGGACAGCACCCUCACCACUCUCCAUGACAUGCGGUACCAAAAGCUGAUUGUGCAGAUUUUAAUAGAAAAUGAAGAUGUUUUGUUUUAA
Molecule: messenger RNA, 1434 nt
Organism: Cynocephalus volans (Philippine flying lemur)
Lineage: Eukaryota; Metazoa; Chordata; Mammalia; Dermoptera; Cynocephalidae
Gene: CHN2
Product: chimerin 2
Exons: 13
Coding region: 31-1434 (467 amino acids)
Biological process (GO): positive regulation of GTPase activity; signal transduction; regulation of small GTPase mediated signal transduction
Molecular function (GO): GTPase activator activity
Source: RefSeq, a predicted model, not a curated record